GAAAAAAAGCUCCGCACCUCUAGAAGUUGAAAGCUUGUCUUGAACCGGCUGUCUGUCUGUCAUUCUUGCCCCAAGUCUUUUACUCAAUGGAUGCGCCUCUGAUCUUCAAAAUGCUCAUGAAGAACAUCAGACUAUAUUUGUCUGCCCGUCUUUUGGAUACCAGUGGUCGCUUUUUACUACUCUGGUGAAAUGCAACCCGCUUCAAAGUUUAGGCAAAACUAAGAAAUGCUCAAAGUCGAGACAGUGCUGGCUUGACUUCUGAGCAUCGUGGCCCUCCUCUCCUCUGCGUACUUCAGCAUGAGACUGUGGGGCAGAGCUGCAGCAGUCCGACGGAGGAUGCUCUGUCUCUGGCUGAUGCUCCUCGGUCUCGCCCUAGUUAUGCUGGCUCUCUCUGAUCUACUCAACCGGGACCGCGAAAACGGUUAUCAAAACCCUGGCCCUCCGCGCCGCCCCCUCCAGCGGAUUCCUAGUCCACCGGAGUUGGAGGUCAUUGUGGACUCCCGCGACCCCGCUUUAGAGCUCGGCGUCGAUUUGACUCCACUAAAAUCUCUGCAAGAAGAUCAGUUGUUAUUCGUGCCAUCCACACAGGACACCAAGAACCCACCGCAGAGGAAACAGAAUUACAAGGUGCUCCUGCCCGGGUCAGUUAAGGAUAUCACCGGUGCCAGGUCACUGACGCACGGUGAAAUGGGAAGAGCUGUGCACCUAAACCUGGGGGGUUUCCAGAGGGACAUGGAACAGACUGCGGUGCACAAGUAUGGGUUUAAUGAGGUGGUCAGCGAGAGGAUUUCACUGCAUCGCAAGCUGCCAGAGGCGCGCCAUCCUGAAUGUUUGGAGGAACAAUACAGUGAGUCUUUGCCGUCAGCCAGUGUUGUUAUCUGUUUCCACGACGAGGCUUGGUCCACGCUCCUGCGCACUGUGCACAGUGUGCUUGAUACCGCACCCAAACAGUAUCUGCAGGAGGUCCUGCUGGUGGAUGACCUAAGCCAGCAAGGUCACCUGAAAACUGUGCUGAGUGAGUACGUGUCUCAUCUGGAUGGGGUACGUUUGAUUCGCAGCACCAGGCGCCUGGGUGUUGGAGGGUGCCGCACACUGGGUGCUGCUAGAGCAGCAGGGGAGGUGCUAGUAUUUAUGGAUUCCCACUGUGAAUGCCAAAAGGGGUGGCUGGAACCACUGCUGGAGAGAGUUGCUCAAGACAGGACUAAAGUGGUGUCCCCCAUCAUGGAUGUGAUAGAUUGGCAGACCUUUCAGUAUAAUGCCACCCAGUGGCCAGUUAGGGGAGUGUUCGACUGGAGACUUGACUUUCACUGGGAAUCAAACCCUCAACUACAAGAUAAGAACCCAGAGAUGGCUGUUCAACCGGUCCAGACUCCAGCUUUGGGAGGUGGAGUUAUGGCCAUCGACAGACAUUUCUUCCAAAGUGUGGGAGUUUAUGACCCUGGGAUGCUGCUGUGGGGGGUGGAACAAAUUGAACUGUCAAUCAGGGUGUGGUCAUGUGGGGGCUCCAUGGAGGUGGUUCCUUGCUCUCGUGUGGCCCACCUCAGUCGCCGUCACCUGCCAUACCACUUCCCAGAUCAGGAUUUGCUUCAGAGGAACAAGAUCCGUGUUGCUGACACCUGGAUGGACGCUUACAGGAAAAUCUUUUAUAGACGGGACACACUUGCUCAUUUCAUCAGGCAGUCUGAGAGCCCAAACAUCACAGAACGCCUGCGACUGAAGAGGAGCCUUGGUUGUAGGAACUUCCACUGGUUCCUGUCUACGGUCUACCCACAACUCUACAUCCCCCAGGACAGAUCAUCACUGUCAGGAGAGCUGUACAAUGUGGGCACGGGCAGCUGUGCAGACUACCCCAGUGGGCAGGGACUGCAGGGUGGGGCCAUGAGUAUAACACCGUGCAGUGGGACAGGCAGCCAGCACUGUGAUCUAAACUCUGAAGGUGAAGUGCGAUGGGGACCCAUGGGGGAUUUAUGUUUGGAUAUUAAAGGAGACAGGGUGGUCUCCUCUCCAUGCCCCGCCCACCGACCAACCAGCAGCACACUCCAGUGGAAGUUCAUAAAGCUGAGCGGCCAGAUUGUUCACCAACAGUCCCAGCUAUGUGUAGAGGCUGUGAAAGAACGAGGGCUUUUGCAAAGUAGUCCUCAAGGAAUCCGCAUGAACCUCAGCAAAGGAGGUUUGUUCCUGCGCCAAUGUACACAUCACCCCAGACAACAGUGGCACUUUGAGCAACUAGUUGCUCCUAAAGGUGCAUGACAGUUGAAGCACAAGGGGGCUGAUGUGUUUGCAAGUUUUUUUUUUCAAGAACAAUACUAUACAAGUUUUGGGAACAUCCCUCUAUUCUUAUAUAUACUUCCAGGAAAACAGGAAAUAAAGCAAUUUAUCAAUAAUUGUUCAAAUGUAAAUGGAGAUUAGGUAUAUGUGGCAAAAACAAAGUUUGUAGACAAUACUUGGUAUAAAGAGCUUUAUUCUUCAACGCAGCUUGUUUAGGGUUUCUUGGAAUUUCAUUAAGUAGUCUAUAGGAAUAUUUCUCCAGGUUUCCUGCAGGAAAUUUAAAAUCUUUUCUUUGGAUAUUUGCUGCCUUGUGUCCUGCUCUUUGUCUUGAUGAUUCCACAAUGUCUCCAUGAUGUUGAGGUUUGAUUUCUGAGAAAGAUUCAGACCUGUUGUAACUGAUUAUAUAUCUGGUUCAUUUGGUGUACCAUAGCCUUUUUUCCCUGCUUCCUCUUUUGUGGUGGUUUCUUGACAGCCACCUGUCUAUAGAUAAUUUCUGAGACGUCAGCAAACAGUAGAUAGCACAGUUGAGGGAUGAAAUGCCUGUCUUGGGCCCAGAGUAAAGUCUUUGCUGGACUUUUAAGGACAUGACUCUUGGGAGAUGUUUAUAAAAUGUAAAUAGUUUUCAGCAUGUAAUUUCUUUAUGCUUCCCUCCACUUUUUAUUUCUAACUCUGCAUAAUAACUAUUUGGGAAGCAUCUUUCAGGUGUACUAACAUUAUUUUAUGGCUGUCCAUAUUGUUUGACAUUUUUCACAGAUGCUACUAAAGAAAUGGGAACAACUUUUUCUUUGCGACAGGCUGGUAGUAACAAACUGCCCAAAGAAACCAAAUGAAAUACUUUCUUUGCCCAGUUGUCUGUCAUGUAAAGAUCCUCUACCGAUGUGUUUCUUGUGUUAGGUGCUUUCUUGUAUACUUGAACUAUUCAUAGGUCAGUGAUUUAUUGGUUUGCCAGACAAAAAAAGAAAAAAUAUUCCUCUGAAAAUGUCCACAUGACCUGAACUGAAAAACAAUGAAAAAGCAGUCAGUGUCUCAAGAAAAACUUUGAAAAGAGUUUCCGAAAACUUGCAGAACUAUUGUUCAAGACCAGAAGAAAGCCUGCUUCAUUGUAAUUUAAAAAUAAAGAAAUGAAGGGUUCAAGACGUUUGCCCAUGACAGUAUUACAAAUAUUUCCAACAGUUCAAGCGAAACAUUAGAGCUUAUUUGCAUGUUGCCUUUAAGGAAAUGUAAGUCUCUUUUUUUUAUCUGUGUUCUCUGGCCUGAACAACGAAGGAAAAAUAUAAUCUACAGCAUAAACUGUAUGGUCAUGUAAUACUCUGUUUUUCUUAGUUUUUCUUUGUCAUUAAGAAGAUGGAUUUGAUUAAUUAUUCAUUAGUAGUGCAUAUUUUUAUGUAUUUCAUUUAUAGUAUUGCAUUUUUAUGUUGUUGGUCAUAUACUGUGUGAAAGAUGUUGAUUGAACUAUCUUAAAAUGAUCUUUUACCUCAGAAAAUUAUUGUAAUUAUUCUUGUGUGACUUGUUUGUGAACUUUUGUAAAAUAUUUGAUUACACAGGUUAAAAAAGAGAAUGAAAAUAAAAGAA
Melanotaenia boesemani (Boeseman's rainbowfish) is the source of this 3840-nucleotide messenger RNA. Its product is annotated as polypeptide N-acetylgalactosaminyltransferase 15-like. The transcript is spliced from 10 exons. The coding region runs from base 298 to 2250 and encodes 650 amino acids. Gene Ontology annotation, cellular component: Golgi apparatus. The record is from RefSeq and is a predicted model, not a curated record. NCBI's taxonomy places the organism in Eukaryota, Metazoa, Chordata, Actinopteri, Atheriniformes, Melanotaeniidae.